AUGUUAAACGUCAUAUUUGCUAUUUUGAUCUCAAAUUUGUUGAGUGGAGUCCAUGGAAGAUCAAUUCCUAAGCGCGAACAAAUAGUUGCAACUAUUAAGGAUAAAAAGGGACAAGUUUAUGACUGUGUUGAUUUUUACGACCAACCAACAUUUACACAUCCUUCAUUCAAGAAUAUAAGUGAGACUGCGGUGGUUCGAACUAAAACUGAUCCAAACACGAAGUUUCUUGGAGGAGAAGGUUCACCAAGUCUUUACAAACCAGCUGCGGAUGGUAAUGGAGAAUGGUCAAGCGCUAGGAUGAAACUUCAAAAUGGACCUGAUAGCAUCGAAGUUGGAUGGAUGGUAAAUCCUACGUUCUUUAAUGACAAGGAAGCUCACCUCUAUGUACGGUUCACUGCUGGACAAACUAGUUGCAUCAACACACAAUGCCCGGGCUUUGUUCAUGUGGGUACUGAGCACGAAGAUGACGGUAAUUGGUGGGUAUCAAUGGACAAUGACAAGUACGGAAUCAGAUAUUGGCCGAAAACCUUAUUCACGGGAUUAGCCGAUGUAGCGACUGAAGUUGAAUGGGGAGGAGAAGUUAGCGUUGAUCCUGAAGCGAAAACUAUUCCUGAGAUGGGCAAUGGAAAAUUCCCAUUAUAUGACACUAAAUCUUCAUCGUAUAUGCUACAUGUGACUGUUGUUGAUGAAACCCGUCAUAACGUCAACCCAACAAACACCGAGAAGUUUAAAACUAGUAAAGAAGUUUAUAAUGUUAUUGAUGCUGGAUAUCAGGGUGACUAUUUUGGGCACUUGAUUCUUUUCAGUGGCCCAGCAACACCAAGUGUUUGGGCUCCCAAUUGA
Spinacia oleracea (spinach) is the source of this 843-nucleotide messenger RNA. RefSeq lists its product as uncharacterized. The record is from RefSeq and is a predicted model, not a curated record. The transcript has 6 exons. NCBI's taxonomy places the organism in Eukaryota, Viridiplantae, Streptophyta, Magnoliopsida, Caryophyllales, Amaranthaceae. Bases 1 to 843 code for a protein of 280 amino acids.